Molecule: messenger RNA, 1425 nt
Organism: Prunus armeniaca (apricot)
Lineage: Eukaryota; Viridiplantae; Streptophyta; Magnoliopsida; Rosales; Rosaceae
Source: the annotation of a GenBank genome assembly
AUGGCUACUGCUGUCUCAACCAUUGGAGCUGUCAACAGGGCACCGCUGAGCCUAAAUGGCUCUAGCAGCAGCGCUUCAGUUCCAAGCUCAACCUUCUUGGGCAGCAGCUUGAAGAAAGUGAACUCAAGAUUCACCAACUCCAAGGUUUCAUCUGGGAGCUUCAGGAUUGUAGCAGAGGUGGAAGAAGAUAAGCAGACCGACAAGGACAAAUGGAGAGGUCUUGCCUAUGACGACUCAGAUGACCAACAAGACAUCACAAGAGGAAAGGGCAUGGUCGACUCUCUCUUCCAAGCACCCCAAGAUGCUGGAACUCACUUCGCCGUCAUGAGUUCUUAUGAAUACAUCAGUACCGGGCUUCGCCAGUACAACUUGGACAACAACAUGGAUGGGUUUUACAUUGCUCCUGCUUUUAUGGACAAGCUUGUUGUCCACAUCACCAAGAACUUCAUGACCCUGCCUAACAUCAAAGUUCCUCUCAUCCUUGGUAUCUGGGGAGGCAAAGGUCAGGGUAAAUCUUUCCAGUGCGAGCUUGUCUUUGCCAAAAUGGGAAUCAGCCCCAUCAUGAUGAGUGCCGGAGAAUUGGAAAGUGGAAACGCAGGAGAACCCGCGAAGCUGAUCAGGCAAAGGUACCGUGAAGCAGCUGACAUAAUCAGGAAGGGCAAAAUGUGCGCACUCUUCAUCAACGAUCUUGAUGCAGGAGCUGGUCGGCUUGGUGGAACCACACAGUACACUGUGAACAACCAAAUGGUGAAUGCCACCCUCAUGAACAUUGCUGACAACCCAACAAAUGUCCAGCUCCCCGGUAUGUACAACAAGGAGGAUAACCCCCGUGUCCCCAUCAUUGUCACCGGUAACGAUUUCUCAACAUUGUAUGCUCCUCUCAUCCGUGACGGGCGUAUGGAGAAGUUCUACUGGGCGCCUACCCGCGAAGAUCGUAUUGGUGUCUGCCUUGGGAUCUUCAGGAGUGACAAUGUUGCUGCGGAAGACAUUGUCAAGCUUGUUGACACCUUCCCUGGCCAAUCCAUUGAUUUCUUUGGUGCACUGAGGGCCCGAGUCUAUGACGAUGAAGUGAGGAAGUGGAUUACAGGGGUUGGGGUUGACGGCAUUGGGAAGAGGCUUGUGAACUCAAAGGAAGGGCCCCCGACUUUCGAGCAGCCUAAGAUGACAAUCGAGAAGCUGCUUGAGUAUGGAAACAUGCUUGUCCAAGAGCAAGAGAAUGUGAAGAGAGUCCAAUUGGCUGAUAAGUACUUGAGCGAGGCUGCUCUUGGUGAUGCCAACUCAGAUGCUAUUGAUAGUGGAAAUUUCUACGGCAAAGCAGCCCAGCAAGUCAACGUUCCAGUUCCUGAAGGUUGUACUGAUCGAACUGCAGAAAACUUUGACCCAACUGCUAGGAGUGACGAUGGCACCUGCCUGUACACAUUUUAA